AUCAAUUGAAAGCGAUAAGAAAGUUGAGGAAGAAGAGGAGGAGGAGAGAGGUCUUAAAUAAAUAAAUAAAUAAAAGCAUUGUGGAUUGAAAUUCUUCAUCAUCAUCAUGUUCAUCCCAAUGCCAUAUUAAUAUGAAUGAAUGAAUAAAUCCCUCUCUAAUUAGUAGUAGUAUUAGUUAAUAUCGACGACGAAUAAUCCCAAUGCAUUGUUAUCCGAGGAGAAGGCUCGAGAGGAAGAAGAAGAAGAAGGACACUUGUAUUUUGUGGUGCGAUUUGUAUUGUUAUUAUUAUUACAACUGCACCGAAUCUGAUGGUGAGGGCACCCAUGCAACAACACAAUCCCUACUUAAUUAAAUGGAGCGCUCCAAUUUCUUCUAGGGUUCCCAGGGGCUGCGGAGGCGAUGAUGCAGCUUCACUUCUCAUCUAGCAUGAGAAGUAUAACGAUUUCGAGCACCAAUGGCUUUUCUGACUUGAUGAAGAUCAAGGUUGCAGCUCGCCACAUCUCUUAUCGCACUCUCUUCUACACGGUUCUCAUUCUUGCAUUCCUCUUGCCCUUCGUCUUCAUCCUCACCGCUCUUGUUACCCUAGAAGGCGUCAAUAAGUGCUCCUCCAUAGGUAAUCAAUCCCUUUUUUAUUCAUUCAUUCAUUCAUUCAUUCAUCUUCUUUGCUGCUGCUGCUGCUGCUUCUGGGAUCUAGAUCAUUCAUUCAUUCCUUUGCUUUGCUUUGCUUCUGUAGAUUGUUUGGGAAGGCGUUUAGGACCAAAGCUCCUUGGGAGAGGUGAUGAUUCAGGGAAACUGGUCAGAGACUUCUACAAGAUUCUUAAUCAAGUCAGCACCAAGGAAAUCCCAAAUGGUCUGAAAUUACCAGACACAUAUAGUCAGCUUGUUUCCGAAAUGAAAAACAAGAAAUAUAAUGCAAAAGAUUUUGCUCAUAUAUUGAAAGGAAUGAUGGAAGGAUAUGAGAGGCAACUCCGGGAGUCAAAGUUCUCAGAAUUGACCAACAAACACUUUGCUGCAAGCUCCGUACCCAAGGGCAUACAUUGUCUUUCAUUGCGGUUGACGGACGAGUAUUCAUCGAAUGCCAAUGCACGGAGGCAGUUACCUUCCCCUGAACUGCUCCCUUUGCUUUCAGACAAUUCAUACUAUCACUACGUGAUAUCAACAGAUAAUGUGCUAGCAGCUGCAGUAGUCGUUACAUCUAUCAUACAGGCUUCCCAGCACCCUGGAAAGAUAGUUAUUCACGUGAUCACCGACAAGAAAACUUAUGCUGCCAUGCACACAUGGUUUGCUUUAAAUCUUGUAUCACCAGCUAUUUUGGAAGUUAAAGGUGUUCAUCAGUUUGACUGGUUAACACGUGAGAAUGUACCUGUACUUGAAGCUGUAGAAAACCAUCAUGCUAUCAGGAAUUACUACCACGGGAAUCAUGUUGCUGGGGCUAAUCUCAGUGAGAUUACUCCAAAGACAUUUGCUUCAAGAUUGCAGGCUAGAAGCCCAAAGUACAUAUCACUGCUCAACCAUCUCCGAAUAUAUCUGCCCGAGCUUUUUCCAAAUCUGAACAAGGUGGUUUUCUUAGAUGAUGAUGUAGUAAUUCAGCGUGAUCUUUCUCCAUUGUGGGAAAUUGACCUCAAUGAGAAGGUUAAUGGGGCUGUGGAGACAUGUAAAGGUGAAGAUGAGUGGGUAAUGUCCAAGCGGUUCAGGAACUACUUCAACUUUUCACAUCCUCUAAUUGCCAAUAACUUAGAUCCUAAUGAAUGUGCAUGGGCUUAUGGGAUGAACAUAUUUGACUUAAGGGCAUGGAGAGAGACAAACAUAAGAGACACGUACCAUGCCUGGUUAAAGGAGAAUCUACGCUCGAACCUGACGAUGUGGAAGCUAGGCACACUUCCACCAGCAUUAAUUGCAUUUAAAGGCCAUGUUCACGUGAUCGACCCAUCUUGGCAUAUGCUAGGGCUAGGGUACCAGAAGAAUACGAAUAUUGAGAACUUGAAGAAAUCUAGUGUGAUCCACUACAAUGGACAGGGAAAACCAUGGCUCGAAAUAGGCUUUGAGCAUUUAAGGCCAUUUUGGACCAAAUAUGUGAACUACUCAAAUGAUUUUAUUAGGAAUUGCCACAUAUUGGAAUAGUUUUGAUCUGCUAAAAGGUGUGGGGGGAGCUUAGUCAGAAGAUUGAGAAGUGGUGGGUGCUUGAGUUGUUGUAUGCAGCCGCCUAACCUGCCCAGAUUAUUGAGAAGUGGGUGGGGUGCAGCUGAAGAAGAAGUAUAUAUAGUAAUAGGAAAUGAUGUUUAUUAUGUCUUCUCUCAAAAUAGUAGUAGGGCAACUUUAAAACAGGAAGGCACAUAUUUUCAUGUUUUGCUCGAACUUUCCAGGUUUCUUAGGUUUUAGUGCGAAAAGCAAAUGCAAAAAUGGUCUGAUUCCAAACAUACAUGUCCUACUAAAGGAGGGGGACAAAGUUCUAACCAGACUCACUCUCUGUGUUGAGUUGGUUUAUAUUGACUUUUUUUUUGUUCUUCUUCUUUUAUUGUGUGUACAAUUUUGUGAGAAAAGAUUUAUGUUGAGAAGUAAAGAUCUUUUUUCCUUUUAUCUUC
Impatiens glandulifera is the source of this 2583-nucleotide messenger RNA. RefSeq names its product probable galacturonosyltransferase 14. Bases 401 to 2122 code for a protein of 573 amino acids. The record is from RefSeq and is a predicted model, not a curated record. The transcript has 5 exons. Gene Ontology annotation, molecular function: polygalacturonate 4-alpha-galacturonosyltransferase activity. Lineage: Eukaryota; Viridiplantae; Streptophyta; Magnoliopsida; Ericales; Balsaminaceae.